Cylindrotheca closterium is the source of this 2973-nucleotide messenger RNA. The record is from the annotation of a GenBank genome assembly. NCBI's taxonomy places the organism in Eukaryota, Bacillariophyta, Bacillariophyceae, Bacillariales, Bacillariaceae.
AUGCAUUACAUUGCAAACGAAACGAGGGCUAGCCGGCAAAACAUAUCGUCAGAGCAUACCAAGGAAGAAAGACCAAGUCCUAAUUACGUCUUUCAGUAUGAAACUGGUGGUUGUUGCGUCCACGAAGAACCUCCACAGCAACGCAUCCCAAACAAUUUCAUGACAAUGUUCCAAUCCCAACAGGUCUUUGACAAAGCGAAUAGCACCGAUAGCGAGAUGGGUGUCGACAAAUCGGUUUCGCAUACUCGGUCGUUGUUUCAAAAGGCUGGCCAAUUAUUGCCUCCAUCCAAAGUCUACCACCUAAUCACAUACUUGUAUGCCGAGAGAAAACUGAUGGUAUUCUUCUUGGUUCAUUUCGUGAGCACUUUGAUCAUUUGGUCCCACUUUGCAAUUCGAAAGCUUGAUGACCAGUUCGCUGCCGUUCCGGAAGCUGCCAACCGAUACUGGUGGAAAAUCAUUACACCUGCUUUGGAAUUUGGUUCCAUGCACGCCAUUCUAUUCCAAAUGUCCUUGAUUCCAUUGACCAUGGCACGUUAUACCAUCAGCAGACUAUGUGAUUCCGUCUUGGGUAAAAUCUUGCCCUUGAACCGUAGCCUCCGAAUGCACAUUCACCUCGGAUACACUAUGAUCAUCAUUGUCGUUUGGGCCGUCAUUUUCUUCUUUGUCUUCUUUGGGCUACUCUGUUCCGAUGGCGAGCAAGCCUUUUGCGAAAAGUUCACGGAAGAAAUCAUGAUAACUGGAUACUGUAUCUUGGCGUUCUUGCUUCUGGUUGGGUUCACAUCUUACUUUCGGCAUUCCAUUCCCUACGAGAUCUUCUACGCCCUUCACCAUGCCGUCUUCAUCAUGUACUUUGUGACCAUUGCUCAUACUUUGGAUGUCGAAGCACGAACCGGAAAGGAAAGAAGCCAGACUUUCAAAUGGUUCACUUCAACCUUGUUGUUCUACUUUUGCGACCGUGCGGCCAUGCAUUUGAACCACAAAUACCGGACCAAAGUAACAGGUUCAUCCACUGUGGCAGGUACCAACGGAUCUCGAAUGAUCAUUCUCAAACUCAAGAAGCCAAUCCUCUUUCAGUUCAAAGCUGGACAAUACGCCUGCUUGCGAAUCAACGAGAUUGAUAACCAUUGGCAUCCUUUUUCGAUUGCUUCCAGUCCAAACUCAGAAGAACUCGAGUUUUACAUUGGAAUCCAUGAAAGUAAGAGCUCAUGGACUACCAGGCUUUGGGAUAUGCUGGCAGAUGAGAAAGGCAAUCCAGUCAGAAACAUUCGCAAGUAUGUCGAAAUCAUGGGCCCUUACGGAACCAGUCUCGCAAAUACGGAUGAGUAUUCUCAUAUUCUGUCCCUCGGGUCAGGUACUGGCAUCGUCCCCGUCUUGAGUCUCUUCAAGGAGCACGUCCAAAAGAUGCUAUCCCUCGAUCCAAAAAGAUACCUCCAGGAGCUGGAACGCCGCAAGAUACGACUCAACAGAGUCCAAUUUGAAAUGGACAAGAGAAAGGGAUCCUUUGCGCAGAAGGUUGUUGUCAGCUGCCGAUCCAAACAAAAACUCGUCAUGAGCAAGCAAGAGCAACUCGAAGCUUCCAUCCGAGAGGACCUUAUCCGACACGAUGGACUCUCCAACUUGUCGGAUAUCCGAAGCAACAUGGCCCGACUCAGAAAAAAGGCCGGCCAAUCCACUCGCUCACUCUAUGGUAUCGUCUUGCUCUGCUUUUCUCCCGUCUUUGGGGUGGUCGUCCUCGGAUUGACUAUUUCUUGGAACACCACGGAAGUCGAUCUUGCACCGGAGAUGUUCGUUGCACUUGAAGUCAUGACAGUCCUCUUUCAAACAGUUUUUGGAUUUGUGUCCGUAUGUGUCUGGGAUUGUACUUCGAUUUACAACUACAUCGAUCUUGUCUUCUGCGCCGUUGCUUUUUUAUUUGACUGGUAUUGGUUCAUUGUCUACGAAAUCCGAGGAGCCAAGCUCAGCCCUGACGAAAUCAUCCUUGCUUCUCUCUUCCACGGAUACAUGACCUUGCGUCUAUGGAGUCGUGCUGUCAGUCCUCGCCAUAAGACUUGGAAGAAGCACGUUGAUGCCUAUGCUGCUGCUGCUGGUUCUGCUGCCGCCAAUUUGAACUGUCUCGAAAUGAUUUGGACAACCCGAUCUGCGUCACAAGCAUCCAAAAUUCUUCCAGACAUCAUCUCGCAUUACCACGAGCUGGUUGCUGCCUGGGGCUACCAGAAUGCCCCAAAAGUCUGUCAUGUUUCGAUCCAUGUCACUGAUCCGGAUGCAACUGCCUGUGCCUUGUUGGACAAAGAGUUUGGUGGAUCUAGAGGAUUGAUCAAGAUCACCUAUGGUCGCUUGGAUAUUCCACGUUGGAUUCAGGACCAUACGCUCCGCAUGAUUGACAGUGAGAGUAAGAGAUCCUACUCGCUUUUGGCUUUUUGUGGCUCUCCCGAGCUUGCCCAUGAGAUGCAUCAGUCCAAGAUUUCAAAUGACAUGAUCACGGCCAUCACUGGAAACAAGAAGCAUCAGAUGGAGUUUGUGUCGGAGAGCUACGGUGGACCACCAUCCAAGAGCAAGAAUAAGUUGGACGUCAAAGCUCAGACUCGUCCAGAUGAUGAGAAUAAUGAGCAGCAGUUUGGCUUGAAUACUCGUUCUGAUGUUCGGUACGAUAAUAAGAGUCCCAAUGACUUUGUAUAUGACAAGCGGAACACAUCCAUGCAAAAUUCCACCACCAGCCGCCCUUCGCCCAGAAAACGAGAAGAAAUAGAGCGACCAUUCAGUCGCUCUCCACACUGGGAAGAACGUAGCAGCAGGUCGAGAGAUUUCUCUCCAAGAUAUUAUUCAUCUCUUCACGACGAUACGCACAACAGAACUGGGAGGUCGGAACGAAGAUCAAGCAGGACUUUGAGUGACAGGCAGAGGACUUCGUUUUCGCGUGAACAGCAUGGUCAUUCUAAUAAGCACGUGGCGGAGCAGGAUUUCGGCUUUGUAUGA